Molecule: messenger RNA, 2964 nt
Organism: Branchiostoma belcheri (Belcher's lancelet)
Lineage: Eukaryota; Metazoa; Chordata; Leptocardii; Amphioxiformes; Branchiostomatidae
Product: angiotensin-converting enzyme-like
Exons: 13
Coding region: 181-1848 (555 amino acids)
Biological process (GO): proteolysis
Cellular component (GO): plasma membrane
Molecular function (GO): protein binding; peptidyl-dipeptidase activity; metallopeptidase activity
Source: RefSeq, a predicted model, not a curated record
GAAGCCAGCUUGGCAGAAGCCCAGUUCGACAAAGAAGUGUCUCAAAAUGCCUCCAGGUUUGACUGGCAGAAUUUCAACAAUGCAACACUCAAGAGACUCUUUGAUAAAAUCACUGGUCUUGGAACCGCAGCUCAGACUGACCAGGCAAAACUGGAGGAGCUCAACAAUAUACUCUCCGAGAUGGACAACAUCUACUCCACUGGGAAGGCGUGUGAGUACGACAACCCGUCCAACUGUCUGGCGCUGAACCCAGAUUUAUACAACUGCCUGGCUGACUCGCGUGACUACGACCGGCUGCGGUUCUGCUGGGAAGGCUGGCGGGACGCCGUGGGCAGACAGCUGAAGGACAAGUACCCUCGCUUCGUGGAACUCAGCAACGAUGCCGUCGGUCAAGAUGCUCAGAGAUGGGAAGACACGGGAGCGUACUGGCGCUCCUGGUACGAGACAGCUGACUUCCAGGAACAACUGGAGAACCUGUACAACCAGCUCACGCCUCUGUACAACAACCUGCACGCUUACGUCAGGAAGAAGCUCAGGGCUACAUACGGACAAGACAAGAUCAGUGCCACUGGGCCCAUCCCUGCUCAUCUGCUAGGUAACAUGUGGUCUCAAUCCUGGAUCAACAUCUACGACCUAGUGGAGCCGUACCCUGGCAAGACGAGCCUGGAUGUGACACCGAAGAUGCAGGCAGAUGGAUGGACAGUCGAUCGGAUGUUCCGUACGUCAGACGACUUCUUUAAGGACAUGGGUCAAGUGGAGAUGCCGCAGAACUUCUGGGACAACUCCAUGUUCGUCAAACCGGCAGACAGAGAAGUGGUCUGUCACGCGUCCGCAUGGGACUUCUACAACGCGCAUGAUGUCAGGGUUAAGAUGUGCACCAACAUCAACAUGGACGACCUGGUCACCAUCCACCACGAGAUGGGUCACAUCGAGUACUAUCUACAGUACAAGCACCAUCCCGUUCCGUUCCGGCGGGGAGGAAACCCGGGCUUCCAUGAAGCGGUGGGAGAUCUGCUGGCUCUGUCCGUGGCCACUCCGACACACUUACAGGGAAUCGGCCUCUUGGACAAUGUGGAAGACGACAACGAGUCUGACAUCAACUUCCUGAUGAGUAUGGCCCUGGACAAGAUCUCGUUCCUGCCGUUCGGUUACCUGAUGGACCAGUGGAGAUGGGCGGUCUUCAACGGCUCUAUCACUCCGGCAACCUACAACGAGGAGUGGUGGAAACUCAGGACUCAUUACCAGGGUAUCGUGCCACCUAUCCCGAGGAACCCCGCCAAAGACUUUGAUCCCGGCGCUAAAUUCCACAUCCCUGGUAACACCCCUUACAUCAGGUACUUUGUGAGUUUUGUAGUUCAGUUCCAGUUCCACAAGGCCCUGUGUGAGACUUCCGGGCACACCGGUCCGCUGCACAAGUGUGACAUCUCUGCAGGGCCCAACAAGGCGGCCGCUGGGGAAAAGUUGGCCCGAAUGCUCCAGAUGGGUUCCAGUGAGGAGUGGCCUGUCGCCAUGGAGGUGAUCACUGGCCAAAGGACGAUGUCAGCUCAGCCGAUCGUGGAGUACUUCCAACCACUCAUCACUUGGUUGGAAACACAGAACGCUGGAGAGAGGCUCGGCUGGGACGAAAGCUGGACUCCUACUUAUGACUGUGCGGCGACUGACGGCUUCACCUGUGCUGACGGGUCGAAGUGCAUCCGGCCAGGGGACCGCUGCGAUGGCGUCAACGACUGCCCUGACAACUCCGACGAAAAGAAUUGUCCUGUCGCAUCGGCACAGAGUGUGACUGUAUCCAUGGCGACUACAUUCCUCUCGGCUAUCGUCUGCAGUCUGUUCGCAAUGCUGAAUUAGAGCCAGUUAGUAGUAUAUUCCUCAAUCAGUGACUCUUUUGAAAGGUAGAAACAGGUACCUCCAAAUUGUCGAUAUCCUCUGUACAUCUUGAUCACGGAGUGACCUAGUCUCGCGAGAACACGAGAUUAGGUCGAGACUUGUGUGGAUCUUCUGGCCUCCCCCGCCUCCUUGCGGAGUAGGCGGACUUGGGCAGCUCCCAACCUUCGAAUUCGUUACGAUUCAACCCAGCACGUUUCAACUGGAUGUGGACCGCUUCCUUAAGCUUUGUAUGUGCCUUCCGGGAUUCUUGUUCUAUGAUCUCGACCUAGUCUCGUGUUCUCGCGAGACUAGGUCACUCCGUGAUCAACAUGUACAUUGGACAUCGAAAAUUUGGAGAUAUGUGUUUCUAUCUUUCUAAAGAGUCCCUGAUUAAGAAAUAUUAUAAUAGUACUGAUAAUUCUACGUGACUGAUGAACCUCUUCAAUGAAUUAGAGCCGUCUUCUUCGCUGGUCGCAACUUCUAGCUCUCAUCAUUAGUCCUCAAUAGUCUCAGGAGGUUUAUGCAAAAUCAACAUCUACCUCCGUUUACAACAAACUCUGGAAAAUUAGUUUCAUUCUUGUAGUGACUCAGGUUUGCUUGUUGUUAAUUCGAUAUCUAGAAAGCUUUCGAUUGUUAGAUUUAGAAGUAAAAUGGUGUACGAUAUUCUUGGCAAUUGUUCAUUACUCUACAUAAUAGAAAAUAAUUCUGGUAUCUAUUGUACGCAUGCGUCAUGGGGUCAUGAAGGUUUGACCUCUACAGGUCCUGAAUCCCGACACAUGAGGAGGAUAAGAGAUUUUACUUCAUUUUGUUGUUUUAUAGUCUUUAUUUAGUUUAUUAUCAAUCCAUCAGAAAGAAAUAUAGAAAUACAAAGAGAAAUAUAGAGAGAAACAGGGUGCACUGGUGUCCCACAAUACUUCAUGAUUAAAAGGCGUCAGCAACGUUUAGAUAUGUCCUCACCUUCACUUCGUCAACGAGUAAUCUUCACUUCUUUCCCGCUCGUACAUUAAUAGAGAUGCCCUUUAAGCUAGCUAUAGACAGAUGCCUUUCCUAUACUCAAGUAGUGAUGUUUAAAUCUACAAAUAAAACUUGUUAAUUGAA